AUGUCCAGCCAUACUACUAGUCAACCCCGACGAGCUGCCAUAGCCCAGCUCUGUUCCACCUCCCACAAACUCCACAAUCUCGUCAAUGUUGCCAAGUGUGCCGGAUGGGCCCAGCGGGAAGGAGCUUCCAUACUGUUUCUUCCCGAAUGUUUUGGAUUCAUUGGGGAGAGUGGACGGCAAACGGUCGAACAAGCCGACCCACCCGUGGUAGUAGGUGAUGUUCCGGUAGAAUAUGCCAAUGAUGCUUCUAUCUCAGAGUUGUUAGAAACAACCGUGGCAGCAGCUGCCAAUGGAGAAACAUCAGUGGAUGAAUCUACGGUACCAAAUGACAACCUUUGCAUUCUGGAUGCCCUCAAGACCAUUGCCACCAAGUCGGGACUCUGGAUAUCUGGUGGAGGGAUGCAUAUCGCAGGGGCACCACCUGCAGAAGGCUCUAAUCUGCCACGCGUCUACAAUACACACAUUAUCAUGGACAAUCAAGGCGUGGUCAAGUGCUUGUACCGCAAGAUUCACUUGUUCAAUGUUCAUAUACCCGACAAGGUCAAUCUACGAGAAAGUGAUACCACGGCACCCGGAACGGAACUGGUCGUCUGUGAUUCGCCCAUUGGAAAAUUGGGAUUGUCCACCUGUUACGACAUACGCUUUCCAGAAAUGUACAUUCCGUUGGUGAACCAAAUGGGGGCUCAGAUACUUCUGGUACCCUCUGCCUUUACCGUUCCAACGGGAAGUGCCCAUUGGCAUACACUUCUCCGAGCACGAGCCAUUGAACACCAGUGCUACGUCUUGGCAGCAGCCCAGUAUGGAAGGCACAAUCACAAACGUGAAAGUUAUGGUGAGUUGCACAGAGCCACUCAAGCUCCUCGUAGUUCUAGUGCAUGGGUCAGCUGA
Messenger RNA from Seminavis robusta, 888 nucleotides. NCBI's taxonomy places the organism in Eukaryota, Bacillariophyta, Bacillariophyceae, Naviculales, Naviculaceae. The record is from the annotation of a GenBank genome assembly.